AUGGUUGGGUCCAAUGCAUCUGUGAUCCAACAACGACGUAACGCAACCAGCUGCUACAAGACUCAAGUUGCUAUCCUCGGUGCAGGUGUUGCUGGGGUCACAGCGGCCCACGCGUUGGCCAAUGCCUCGAUUACGGACUUCAUUAUUGUUGAGCGGAACGACUAUAUCGGAGGAAGAGUCGCUCAUACAUCUUUCGGUAGGACUGACGACAGCUCGUCUUAUACGGUAGAGCUCGGCGCCAACUGGAUCCAGGGACUGGGCUCGCCUGACGGGCCUGAGAACCCCAUUUGGUCUUUGGGAAAGAAGUACCAUCUAGAUAAUACAUACUCCGAUUAUAGCUCGAUCCUCACCUAUGAUGAAACUGGAUAUAUGGAUUACGCAGAUCUACUAGACGAAUGGGACACGAUCUACGACAUCGCCGAGGACGACGCUGGAACAAUACUGACAGAGAACCGGCAGGACUAUAGUGCGCGUACAGGCCUUGGUCUUGCAGGAUGGAAACCGAAGAAAGAUAUGCACGCACAGGCCGUGGAAUGGUGGAGCUGGGAUUGGGAGACGUCAUACGUACCAGAACAAAGCAGCUUCGAGUUCGGAGUUGCAGGCAAUAAUCUGACCUUCAACCAGUUCAGCGAUGAGAACAACUUUGUCUGGGACCAAAGAGGCUUCAAUUCCUUUGUGAUCGGUGAGGCCUCUGAGUUUCUGGCCGAGAAUGAUUCCCGCAUAUUGCUGGAGACGACGGUCACGGGGAUUACGUACUCCCAGCGAGGCGUAACAGUAUCGCUCGGGGAUGAGGGUUGCAUUGAAGCUGAGCAUGCAGUGUGUACCUUUUCCCUAGGUGUUCUGCAAAAUGAGGUGGUCGACUUCAAACCGGCUCUACCUCGUUGGAAACGAGAAGCAAUCGAGUCAUUCCAAAUGGGGACGUACACCAAAAUAUUCCUGCAGUUCAACGAAACGUUUUGGGAUCCUGAUACUCAGUUUUUCUUGUAUGCCGACCCGGAUACACGUGGAUACUACCCAGUCUGGCAAUCUCUUUCUACACCAGGCUUCCUCGAAGGAUCCAACAUCAUUUUUGCAACCGUCGUUGGAGAUGAGUCAUACAGAAUAGAACAACAAUCUGACGAAGAAACACUGGCUGAAUGCAUAGCCGUGCUGCAAGCCAUGUUUCCAGACAUAGACAUACCAGAACCGAUCGCAAUCAAGUAUCCUCGCUGGAGCCAAGAAGAAUGGGCAUUUGGAUCUUACAGCAACUGGCCAGUCGGAACGACGCUCGAAAGGCAUCAAAACUUGAGGGCGAACAUUGACAGGCUGUGGUUCGCUGGCGAGGCAAACUCUGCAGAAUACUUUGGGUUCUUGCACGGUGCCUACUACGAGGGCCGGGAGGUUGGCGAGCGAGUUGCGGCAGCACUUGUCAAAAACGAGACAUGUGCUAGCAACAGUACUGGCUCCUACAACAUGGCGCGGUACGAGGUUCUUUACGGCACUACUAACCUGAGCGAGUUCAAUGUACAGAACGGAUGGCCAGUCAGUAGCUUCUUAGACUACGAUGUUGACGACAAUAAUGAGUGA
This is a messenger RNA of Truncatella angustata, 1566 nucleotides long. RefSeq names its product putative flavin-containing polyamine oxidase. Gene Ontology annotation, molecular function: oxidoreductase activity. Lineage: Eukaryota; Fungi; Ascomycota; Sordariomycetes; Amphisphaeriales; Sporocadaceae. The record is from RefSeq and is a predicted model, not a curated record. The transcript has 2 exons. The coding region runs from base 1 to 1566 and encodes 521 amino acids.